Messenger RNA from Angiostrongylus costaricensis, 642 nucleotides. The record is from the annotation of a GenBank genome assembly. Lineage: Eukaryota; Metazoa; Nematoda; Chromadorea; Rhabditida; Metastrongylidae.
AUGCUGUUUGUUCCUUACCAAACUACCGAGAAGUCAAAUAAGCUGCGCAUAGAAUAUGCGUUGUUCUUUGGAGGAGCGGGCAGUUCAUGUUCAUGUGCUACCCCUCCAGUCUGUCCUCCUCCUAUUCCAGUACCAUCUUGUGCUCCAGCUUCUGGUGGAUCGUAUGCCAGCGCCCCAUACAAGCCACUGUUUUCGGCAUCGCAACGAAUGGAGCCGGCCUACUUACUUGUUCCACCAGCUGCUCCACCAGUUCCUCUACCUCCAUUUGAUGGAAACAUUGCUCCGGUUCAAAAAGUCGAUCAUUCUACCUCAGGUGGACCGGGGCCCAGCAAAUUGAAGUCGAAUGAUGCGUCUGAUAUGUACAUGGCGCCAAGUUCUGAACCACGUGCUCGUCGUGACAGCGAAGUAGCAUUCGAUGCAAAAUGUAACUCUGAAGCUCUCAGAGAGAUAAUUCUUGAGAACAUGCAUGGAACAACGGCGGAAUCUAAACGUCAGAUCCAGGAAGUUGCCACAGAGGAACUUGGCGGGAGAAUCGACGUAAUUUGUUCGACGGGUUCUUUCUCUUAUAUUGUGAACACGGAGUACUACUGUGAAGCUGAAUCGAAUGGUUUAACCUGCUUGGCAUUCCGACAGUCGUCUUGA